Molecule: messenger RNA, 2095 nt
Organism: Loxodonta africana (African savanna elephant)
Lineage: Eukaryota; Metazoa; Chordata; Mammalia; Proboscidea; Elephantidae
Gene: GHR
Product: growth hormone receptor
Exons: 8
Coding region: 1-1914 (637 amino acids)
Biological process (GO): positive regulation of receptor signaling pathway via JAK-STAT; growth hormone receptor signaling pathway; positive regulation of peptidyl-tyrosine phosphorylation
Cellular component (GO): growth hormone receptor complex; cytosol; external side of plasma membrane
Molecular function (GO): growth hormone receptor activity; cytokine binding; peptide hormone binding
Source: RefSeq, a predicted model, not a curated record
AUGCAAGGCUCCCCUCAGCCCCCGAGGACAGGCUCCUCUUGGCGCCCUCAGAGCCAGCCUCCUCUCUCGGCCCCUCUCAGGCCUAGCCUCUGCCCUGCUCAAACAAGUGUUACAAAGCUCUUUAGCUCUCUCGAUUCUUCUGGGAAGCCUAAAUUCACCAAGUGCCGUUCACCCGAACUGGAGACAUUUUCAUGCCACUGGACCAAUGGGGUUCAUCAGGAUUUAAGGAGCCCAGGAGCCGUACAGCUAUUCUAUAUUAGAAGGAGCACUCAAGAAUGGACUCAAGAAUGGAAAGAAUGUCCUGAUUAUGUCUCUGCUGGAGAAAACAGCUGUUACUUUAAUUCAUCUUAUACCUCCAUUUGGAUACCCUACUGUAUCAAACUAACUGACAAUGGUGGUACGGUGGAUCAAAAGUGUUUCUCUGUUGAGGAAAUAGUGCAACCAGACCCUCCCAUUAGCCUCAACUGGACUUUGCUGAACAUCAGUUUAACUGGGAUUCAUGCAGAUAUCCAAGUGAAAUGGGAACCACCACCCAAUGCAGAUGUUCACAAGGGAUGGAUAGUCCUGGAGUACGAACUUCAAUACAAAGAUGUAAAUGAGACCCAAUGGAAAACGAUGGACCCUGUAUUGUCAACAUCAGUUCCGGUGUACUCGUUGAGACUGGAUAAAGAAUAUGAAGUGCGUGUGAGAUCCAGGCAAAGAAACUUUGAAAAAUAUGGCGAGUUCAGUGAGGUGCUCUAUGUAACACUUCCUCAAAUGAGCCCAUUUGCAUGUGAAGAAGAUUUCCGUUUUCCAUGGUUGUUAAUUAUUAUCUUUGGAAUAUUUGGGCUAACUGUGAUGCUAUUUGUGUUCAUAUUUUCUAAACAGCAAAGGAUUAAGAUGCUGAUUCUGCCCCCAGUUCCAGUUCCAAAGAUUAAAGGAAUUGAUCCAGAUCUUCUCAAGGAAGGAAAACUAGAAGAAGUGAACACAAUCUUAGCCAUUCAUGACAACUAUAAACCUGAAUUCUACAAUGAUGACUCUUGGGUUGAGUUUAUUGAGCUAGACAUUGAUGACCCUGAUGAAAAGGCUGAAGGAUCAGACACAGACAGACUUCUAAGCAAUGACCCUCAAAAAUCUCUUAAUAUCCUUGGGGCAAAAGAUGACGAUUCUGGACGUACCAGCUGUUAUGAACCUGACAUUCUGGAGACUGAUUUCAAUGUCAUUGACAUGUGUGAUGGUACCUCAGAGGCGGCUCAGCCGCAAAGGUUAAAAGGGGAAGCAGAUCUCUUGUGCCUUGACCAGAAGAAUCAAAAUAGCUCACAGUCUACUGAGGCUGCCCCUGCUACUCAGCAGCCCACUGUCACCCUAGCAGAGGAAAGCAAACCAGGACCACUUCUUACUGGUGGAACUGAAUCAGCUCAUCAAGCUGCCCAUACUCAGCUAAGCAAUCCGAGUUCACUGGCAAACAUCGACUUUUAUGCCCAGGUAAGCGACAUUACACCAGCAGGGAGUGUGGUCCUUUCGCCAGGCCAAAAACUUAAAGCAGGGAUAUCCCAGUGUGACAUGCAUCCAGAAGUGGUCUUACCACGCCAAGCCAACUUCAUCAUGGACAACGCCUACUUCUGUGAGGCAGAUGCCAAAAAGUGCAUCGCCGUGGCCCCUCACAUCCAGGUCGAAUCACAUGUGGAGCCAAGCUUUAACCAGGAAGACAGUUACAUCACCACAGAAAGCCUUACCACUACUGCUGUGAGAUCAGAGGCAGCAGAACGAGCACCCAGCUCCGAGAUGCCUGUCCCAGACUAUACCUCCAUCCAUAUAAUACAGUCUCCACAGGGCCUCGUCCUCAACGCGACUGCCUUGCCCUUGCCUGACAAAGAGUUUCUCACAUCAUGUGGCUACGUGAGCACAGACCAACUGAACAAAAUCAUGCCGUAGCCUUUCUUUGAUUUCCCAGGAGCUUCAUACUUAAUGGCAAAGAGUUGGCAGGGGCAUGAAUAAAUAAACCAAAACAACGUUUAAAGCUUUUUUGAGGGGCAGGGUGAUGUGGAUUCUAAAUGCCUUUUCCUGAAAUGUUGAAACAUGAUAUUAAAAAAGAAGGACACUUAAUCAGAUAGAU